AUGCCCAUUACGAUGCCGGGGAAGGAGGAGGAGAAGAAGGAGAAAAAGGAGAAUAAGGGGAAGGAGGAGAAGGAGAAGGAAAAGGAGGAGGAGGAGGAGGAGAAAAAGGAGAAUAAGGAGAAGGAGGAGAAGGAGAAGAAAAAGGAGAAUAAGAAGAAUGAGGAGAAAAAUGAGAAUAAGGGGAACGAGGAUGAGAAGGAGGAGAAGGAGGAAAAAGAGGGGAAUAAGGGGAAGGAGGAGGAGAAGAAGGAGGAGGAGAAGAAGGAGGAGGAGAAGGAGGAGAAAAAGGAGAAUAAGGGGAAGGAGGAGAAGGAGAAGGAAAAGGAGGAGGAGAAAAAGGAGAAUAAGGGGAAGGAGGAGAAGGAGAAGAAAAAGGAGAAUAAGAAGAAUGAGGAGAAAAAUGAGAAUAAGGGG
Protopolystoma xenopodis is the source of this 414-nucleotide messenger RNA. The record is from the annotation of a GenBank genome assembly. NCBI's taxonomy places the organism in Eukaryota, Metazoa, Platyhelminthes, Monogenea, Polystomatidea, Polystomatidae.